AUGGCAGUUGUAGAGAGAGUUGAAGGCGACAGCCCCGCGUCAUUUGGUGAGGGAACGGCUUCCACGGCUGAUAAGGCCGCCAGGCAAGCGUGGAUCACGGGGUGGAGGCGCACAUUCGAUCAUCUUCCGGAUAUCGAAAGCCAGUCCGUCAGGGCAGUUCCUGUCGUCAUUCUGGCACGUGGAUGUCGUGCACUCAUCCAAAUGACCAAUGCGGAUGAUACCGUCUGGUUAUCAUCGAGCUGGGCCGCCUUCGCGAAUGAUUACUGUCUACCGCUCGGUGCAGCACCCACACCUUCUACACUCUACCAAUCUAGUGACUGGGGUGGUAGCCCAGCAAACCAUGCAAAAUGCUUAUCUCAGCCGGGCCGGGUCCCAAACCCAGACAAACUCAACAAUCAUAGCAAACCGUGCAAACAGGUUCAUAUCCUCACGACAUUCCGGAAUAUUGAGGCCGCAGGUGGUCCCAUACUGUGCCUCGGAGCCGAUGAUCUGAACGAUUCCUCCAUUACCAAAUCCCUACCCACUACUGGCUCUAGACCAUAG
This is a messenger RNA of Aspergillus niger, 543 nucleotides long. RefSeq lists its product as hypothetical. The transcript is spliced from 4 exons. Lineage: Eukaryota; Fungi; Ascomycota; Eurotiomycetes; Eurotiales; Aspergillaceae. Bases 1 to 543 code for a protein of 180 amino acids. The record is from RefSeq and is a predicted model, not a curated record.